This is a messenger RNA of Musca vetustissima, 1056 nucleotides long. RefSeq names its product odorant receptor 30a-like. The annotation marks the transcript as partial. NCBI's taxonomy places the organism in Eukaryota, Metazoa, Arthropoda, Insecta, Diptera, Muscidae. The transcript is spliced from 4 exons. The record is from RefSeq and is a predicted model, not a curated record. Gene Ontology annotation, cellular component: plasma membrane. Gene Ontology annotation, molecular function: odorant binding; olfactory receptor activity. Gene Ontology annotation, biological process: sensory perception of smell; detection of chemical stimulus involved in sensory perception of smell.
AUGAAAUUACUACGGAAAUUAAAGAAAAAUAAAAACGUCAUUGAAAGUAUUGAGGAUGUCGAAAUGGUGUGGUUUAAUGUGAAAAUAUUAAAAUUUUGGGCCGUUCUUAUUGAUGACAACUGGCGUCAAUACUUCUCGUAUAUACCCUUAUUCUUCUUAAUUUUAUUGCAAUUGCUGGAUUUACAUUAUACCGAAAAACCGAUCGCCGAUAAGAUUCAUGACACGUAUAUGACAAUGUUAAUGUUCAAUACUUUCCUGCGGACAAAAAUAAUGGUUACAAAACGUCAUAAAUUUACUCAAAUACUGGAAUAUAUAAAGGACGUUUAUACGGAAUUGAUGAUGAGAGAUGAUUUGGAAAUACGGCGUAUCCUGAAGGAGCAUACUGAAUUGGUUUUGAAGGUUUCAAAAAUAUAUCUUAUAGUUGGUAUAUUGACUGGUGUGGGAUUUUCAGUGUUUCCUAUUAUGUCCGACAAGAGAGAAUUUAUUUUUGGCGUCUACGUUCCAUAUCUGGAUGAAUAUCAAAGCCCUUGUUAUGAAAUAUUACUGACGAUCCAAUGCGCCUUAAAUCUCUAUGCUUUGUGUACGUUUAUACCCUUUACUGGGAUGUUUGUAUCGUUUAUAAUUUUCGCCAUUGCCAUAUCGAAAAUAUUACAAUAUAAAUUGAGUACAAUAUCCCAAGAGAUUUCGUCGCAAUUAGUACAAAAGAAAAUUAUUAAGUGUAUAAAUUUACACCUGAAACUAAUAAGGUUUGUCAAUAAUAUAAACGAGCGAAAUUUUACAAUAUCGUUGGUGGAUUUAAUAUUAUUUGUUGUCGUAUUAUGUAUCAUGCUGCUAUCAUUGAUAUUGGUCAAUACGGUGCUACAAAAAUGCAUUAUAAUAAUUUAUAUUAUUACUAUAUUUUCGCAACCAUUUAUUUUACAUUAUUUUUCGAAUGAAGUGUAUUAUGAAAGUUUGGAAAUAUCAACGGCUGCUUAUAAUGUUAAUUGGUACAAUUUCGAUAUUGAAACUCAAAAGAUGUUGAAGAUUUUUCUCCUUAGAUCUCAGAAGCCAUGUGCA